Molecule: messenger RNA, 461 nt
Organism: Hermetia illucens (black soldier fly)
Lineage: Eukaryota; Metazoa; Arthropoda; Insecta; Diptera; Stratiomyidae
Product: probable salivary secreted peptide
Exons: 2
Coding region: 70-432 (120 amino acids)
Source: RefSeq, a predicted model, not a curated record
ACUCAAAGUUAUCAGUAACCUGUAAACAUCAAAUAGAGGGUAGUUGAGUCAGUUCCAAAUUAAAUUAAUAUGAAGUGUUCAGUAGCUUUCUGCGUAGUAUUUGUGGCCAUUUGGGCGGGCGCAGUGUCUGCACAAAGUCACAAUGUAACCUGGGGAGCGGUAGGCAAACAUGAUACUCUGCUGGAUCGGGAAAUUGUUGUAAAAAAGUCUAAGUUGUUACAAAUUGUCACCGAGGAUUUCACGUAUCCGCGUAAGGGUUAUAACAAUAAUUAUAAUAUUACUGCAAUACGAUGCACGGAUCAAUACACGAAUGGCAAAGGGGGCUAUGCAGCACUUCUGAACGGUGGACCAAGAUUUAAAGAAGUGACAAUUCAUUUGAAAUCGCAGAGAAAUCAUGGAUUUAAUUUCAUUAUUGAAAUUUAUGGAAGAUAGAUAAUAAUCGCUACGCUUCAAAUAAUACU